AUAAUCCAUUCCAUUCCCUCUCUUCCUACAGAGAAGCAGAGGGAGAGCUCGAGCUCUCACAGCUCGCCCCGCCACUCCGCCGGCCAUGCCCUCCUCCUGCGGCGCCGCCGUGCCGUACACGCUCCUGGGCGCUCUCCUCAGCGGCGGCGGCGGCUCCUACGCUCCGUCCUGGCCGGCGUGCGGCGGCCGCGCCUUCCUCCGCGACUACGCGCGGCGCAGCACCAACGCGACGCUGUGGGUGGGACUGCUCGCCUUCACGUGGGUCCUGCUCCGCCGCGUCGCCGCGCUCCUCCGCCUCUGGGCACUCGGGUCCCGCCUCCCCGGCCCACCCGCCCUCCUCGCCGGCACCGGCCUCGCCGCGGUCUGCCGCGCGCGCGGCGAUGUCACCGGCUAUCUAUCAAAAUUACAUGGCAAAUUUGGACCAGUUGUUCGACUGUGGGUAGGACCCUGUCAACUACUUGUAUCGAUUAAAGAUGCUAGCAUAAUCAAAGAGAUGCUAAUCAAGGCUGAAGAUAAGUUACCACUGAAUGGAAGAAUAUAUAGUUUAGCUUGUGGAAGACUUGGUCUAUUCAUUUCGUCAUUUGAGAAGGUAAAAAGUAGAAGGGAAUCACUGAUAGUAUUCUUGAAUGAAAAACUUGAUGUCGGUGCCAGUGAAAGUUCUUUCAAGAUCAUUGAAGCUGUCCUCCAAAGAGUUGGCUCUACUAUAGACAAGGAUUUUCUGGAUUGCAGAUCUUUUUCCCAACACAUGGCAUUCAACAUCAUUGGUGCAGCUCUUUUUGGUGAUGUAUUCUUUGAUUGGCCUGAUGCUGCUGCAUACGAGGAGCUUCUGAUGAUGGUUGCAAAUGAUAGCUGCUUAUGGGCUUCUUAUGCAGUUCCCCCAUUUUGGAAACCUGGUUACAGGAGGUACCGAGCCUUAUGUGCUAAGCUCAAGAUCUUAACACGAGCAAUUAUUAGAAAAUCCAUAGACAGAAAUAGUGUAUUUAGCCAUAAGGAUCUGAGAUCCUGUAAGAAAAGUGAAGGAGUGGUACAAGAUCCAGUUGGAUGUACUUCUCUACUAGAUGGCAUCGUAUCAGGUCACUGCCUCUACGAAGCUGUUGAAGGGCCUCACAGUUCAGAAGAGGAAAUAUGUGGGAAUAUUGUGGGUUUGAUGUUGCAUGGAAUUUCCACGUCUGCUAACCUGGUCGGCAACAUUUUGACAAGACUCAUCUUGUAUCCAAAGCUUAAAGACCAGCUAUAUGAGGAUAUUGUUGCAGUUUGUGAUAAAUCAUCUGGGAUGGAGAUUGAUGAUGUGCUUAGGAUGCAAUUCCUACUUGCCACUGUAUGUGAAUCUGCUCGCCUUUUGCCUGCUGGACCUCUUCUCCAGCGCUGCUCUCUGCGACAUGAUUUGACUCUCAAAUCUAGUAUGACUAUACCAGCAGGAGCUCUGUUGGUUGUUCCUCUGCAUCUCGUGCAGAUGGAUGUUUCUAUAUGGGGAAAUGAUGCUUGCCAGUUCAAUCCUAGUCGCUUCCUCCAAAAGGACAUUCAUCUAGGAGAAAUAUUAGCAGCGCAUAAAGGCUCCAAUGGGAUAAAGCUUUUCGCAGAGUGUGAAAAGACUGACUCAUUCCUUCCAUUUGGUUCUGGGAGUCGAGCAUGUGUUGGGCAGAAGUUUGCAAUUCUUGGGAUCUCUAUGUUGAUUGCAUUUCUACUGCACGACUACGAGGUGAAGCCUCAUCCAGCUUUAACUGAAGAAUUGGGUUCAACAGUUGACAGCAACAACCUUCACGAUCUUCCAAACCCAAAAAUCAUCCUCGCAAAAAGAAACCUGAAACAAGAGAACACAAAUAAACUUUGACACCUUACCUUAUACAUUUACAUGUUUUUUUUGUACUGGUGUUACACCAGGAUAGCUAUCCUACCGUCGUUCAACCACGCUGAAGUUUGGAAAAGGUGCUACUUUGCGACGUUGAAGGUUUUUUUCCUCGAGAUUUUUUACAGCCCCAGUGAGCGCUGUUGCUUCUCGCUGUUGUCAGUGUUUUGAGGCGCUUGUUGGCUGUGAAAUCACAAGAGGUGUUUGCCAAUGUACGCAUAGACCAAUAGUUUUCUUUUUCUCGUUCUAAGUCGAGUGGUUUCUCCUUUGUCUGGAGGGGUGUAUCAUACGCAUAACUGUAUAUUGUAUGGUUUCAUGAAUGUUGUGCUUAAAAGUGUCUGUUUACGGACAAAUAUUGUGUUUUAGGGAGACGCCAUGUUUGCCACGUUUGUGGAUUA
This is a messenger RNA of Brachypodium distachyon (stiff brome), 2244 nucleotides long. RefSeq names its product cytochrome P450 734A5. The transcript is spliced from 7 exons. Gene Ontology annotation, molecular function: monooxygenase activity; iron ion binding; oxidoreductase activity, acting on paired donors, with incorporation or reduction of molecular oxygen. The coding region runs from base 86 to 1831 and encodes 581 amino acids. NCBI's taxonomy places the organism in Eukaryota, Viridiplantae, Streptophyta, Magnoliopsida, Poales, Poaceae. The record is from RefSeq and is a predicted model, not a curated record.